CAAACCCGUUUAUGUGUCACCCUAACGAAGAUUUGAGCCCUAGAGUCCCUCGCUCUCUGUGUAUGUUGUUCGGCGACUCGAGGAACCUGAAAUCUCCAUUGAUAUCCGUACCCGAAGCUUUAACAACAUCGCAUAAACCCUAGAAGAAGAUAGAGAGCCAAAGGUCACUGUAACACAUUUGAUUUUGGUUUCAUAGUUCUACAAUUAUGGCUAUAGACAGUGGUAGUCAAGACCAAUCUCACAAGUCUCAUCGUUCUCGCCAGUCUGGCCCUUCAGCAGCAAAGAAGGAAAAAAACAAUCAGAAAAAGCAGCAUAACCCUAAGGCAUUUGCUUUUAGUUCGACUGUGAAAGCGAAGCGAUUGCAAUCGCGUGCUUCGGAGAAAGAGCAACGGAGGCUUCAUGUACCGACGAUUGACCGGUCUAUAGGAGAACCGGCACCGUAUGUUGUGGUGGUGCAGGGUCCUCCCCAGGUUGGAAAGUCUCUUCUGAUAAAGUGUCUUGUGAAGCAUUACACCAAGCAUAAUCUACCAGAUGUUCGAGGACCCAUUACUAUUGUGUCAGGGAAGCAAAGGCGUGUACAAUUUGUGGAGUGCCCAAAUGAUAUUAAUGGCAUGAUUGAUGCUGCAAAGUUUGCUGAUCUAGCUCUGCUUCUCAUUGAUGGAAGUUAUGGUUUUGAAAUGGAAACUUUUGAGUUCCUUAAUAUUUUGCAAAAUCAUGGAUUCCCUAAAAUAAUGGGAGUUCUUACACAUCUUGAUAAGUUCAAGGAUGUAAAGAAACUUAAAAAAACAAAACAGCGCCUCAAGCAUCGAUUCUGGACCGAAAUAUAUGAUGGAGCUAAACUAUUCUAUUUGUCUGGUCUUAUUCAUGGGAAGUAUGCUAAACGUGAGGUUCACAAUCUUGCAAGGUUCAUUUCUGUUAUGAAAUUUCAUCCUUUGUCUUGGCGCACUACCCAUCCUUAUGUAUUGGUAGAUCGUUUUGAAGAUGUCACUCCUCCAGAAAGGGUGCAUAUGGAUAAUAAAUGCAAUAGAAAUGUCACUUUAUAUGGUUAUUUACGUGGAUGUAAUUUGAAGAAAGGAACUAAGGUGCAUAUUGCUGGUGUUGGUGAUUACAAUUUAGCUGGCAUUACAAGCCUCGCAGAUCCUUGUCCUUUACCUUCGGCUGCCAAAAAGAAGGGACUGCGGGACAAGGAGAAGCUAUUUUAUGCACCUAUGUCUGGACUUGGGGAUCUCCUAUAUGACAAGGAUGCUGUCUACAUAAACAUAAAUGACCACUUCGUGCAGUUUUCUAAAGUUGAUGAAAAUGGAGGAGUGACACACAAAGGAAAGGACCGAGAUGUUGGUGAGGUUUUGGUGAAAUCACUUCAGAACACAAAAUAUUCAAUUGAUGAGAAGUUAGAUAAAAGCUUCAUUACUCUUUUUGGAAAGAAGGUUAAUAUAUCAAAAGCUUCAAGCGAUCAAGAGGAUGCUCACAGAUCUGUUGAUCAAAUUAAUGGUGUUGAGCCUGCAGAGCAUGAUUCUGAUAAGGAAAGUGAUGCAGAGGAUCUAGAUGGUUUAGAAAUUUCAGACGAAGAUAAAAUCCUUCAAGAGGAUCUAACAAUGAAAACUCUGGAUGAUGAUUCUGAUGAAGAAAAUAAUAAUGAAAAUAACCGAAAGGAACAUAUUGAGUUCCAUGAUGGAAGGAUGAGGAGAAAAGCUGUCUUUGGAGAUGAAGCUGAUCAUGAUCAUUUGAAGGAUUUGGGUGAUGAUGAAGAUGAAGAUGAAGAUGAAGACGGUGUUCUUCAUUCAGAUUUUUCAGAGGAUGGGGAGGAUCAUGAUGCAAAUGAAGAUGAGAUGGGAAAUGCUUCAAAAUGGAAAGAUUCCUUGACAGAAAGGACCAUAUUGAGACAGAAUGAUAAUCUGAUGCAACUUGUAUAUGGGAAAUCUGCAACAAUGGCUACUACUGUUGAUGAUGCUCAAGCUAACAGUGAGGAUGAAGAAAGUGAGGAUGAUGAAUUCUUUAAGCCAAAAGGAGAGGGCAAUAAGAAAUCAAGUGGAGGUGUGGAUGGUGACAUUGUCAAUGUUGAUGAUUGCUCCAAGUUCACAAAUCAUACAAGUCUUAAGAACUGGAAAAUAGAAGAGUCAAUUGAAAGCAUUCGUGAUCGCUUUGUCACUGGAGACUGGUCAAAGGCUGCUCACCGCAGUCAUGCAUCAGAAGCUAUAGGAGACAAUGAUGAUGAUGUAUUUGGAGAGUUUGAAGACUUGGAAACAGGUGAGAAGUAUGAGAGCCACCAGAAGAGUAAUGCUGGUGAUGAUGAUUCCCAAAAGGAUGAUGACACCAAAAUUGAAGAGCGGAGGAUUAAGAAGCUUGCUUUGCGUGCAAAAUUUGAUGCUCAAUAUAAUGGGUCUGAAUCUCCUGAUGAGGAUACUGAUACCAAACAUGGUGGCAAGUUUCACCGAGGUCAAGCUAGUGAAGGUGGAUUUUUUGAUAAGCUGAAGGAGGAGAUUGAACUUCGGAAACAAAUGAAUAUAGCCGAACUCAAUGAUCUUGAUGAGGCCACUCGGUUAGAAAUAGAGGGCUAUCGAACUGGAACUUACCUAAGAUUGGAAGUCCAUGAUGUCCCGUUUGAAAUCGUUGAAUAUUUUGAUCCCUACCACCCUGUUCUUGUUGGAGGAAUUGGUCUUGGGGAGCAAAAUGUUGGAUACAUGCAGGCGCGAUUAAAGCGGCAUAGAUGGCACAAAAAAGUACUAAAGACUAGAGAUCCAAUAAUUGUUUCUAUUGGAUGGAGGCGCUACCAAACUACACCUGUUUAUGCCAUUGAGGACCACAAUGGACGGCAUCGUAUGCUCAAGUACACUCCUGAACACAUGCAUUGUCUUGCCAUGUUUUGGGGUCCUCUUGCACCUCCACACACAGGGAUAGUAGCUGUUCAAAAUUUAUCAAACAAUCAGGCAGCAUUUAGGAUCACCGCAACUGCACAAGUAUUGGAGUUCAACCAUGCAACACGAAUAGUUAAAAAGAUCAAGUUAGUUGGUCACCCAUGCAAGAUCUUCAAGAAGACGGCUCUUAUCAAGGACAUGUUCACUUCAGAUCUUGAAAUAGCCAGGUUUGAAGGUGCAGCCAUUCGAACUGUUAGUGGAAUUCGUGGGCAGGUGAAGAAGGCUGCAAAAGAAGAGAUUGGUAACCAACCCAAAAGGAAGGGAGGACAUCCUAAAGAAGGGAUUGCAAGGUGUACCUUUGAGGAUAGAAUUCUGAUGAGCGAUAUUGUUUUCUUGCGUGCAUGGACUCAAGUUGAGGUUCCUCGCUUUUACAACCCGUUGACAACAGCCUUGCAACCUCGUGACCAGACCUGGCGAGGAAUGAAAACAGUGACCGAAUUAAGGAGAGAACACAAUCUUCCUUUACCACUAAACAAGGAUUCACUGUACAAGCCAAUUGAGAGGAAGCAAAAGAAGUUCAACCCAUUGGUUAUUUCUAAGUCAUUACAGGCAGCUCUGCCAUUUGCCUCAAAGCCCAAGGAUAUUCCUAGUCGGAGGCGUCCACUUUAUGAACGUCGGAGGGCUGUCGUCAUGGAACCUCAUGAGCGAAAAGUCCAUGCUCUUGUUCAACAUUAUCAUUUGAUUAGGCAUGAGAAGAUGAAGAAGCGAAAGCUUAAGGAUGAGGAGAAGAGAAAAAUGCAUGAAGUGGAGAAAGCCAAAGACGAGCAGAUUUCAAAGAAGCGGCAGAGAGAAGAACGGCGUGGAAGGUACCGUGAGCAAGACAAACUAAAUAAGAGAAUCAGACAAACUAAAUAAGAGAAUCCAGAAAAAUGCCAGGGACUAAAUGUUCCAAUUUGCAGAUUCCCUUUCCCAGUUUUGUUUUUAUAGGGGGGCACAAAGGAAUCAAUGGUGUAAUGGAUAGGCUCAGAGGUUGAGGUUGUAAUAAUAACUGACUUAAUUAUUUGGGAUACAAGAAGAGUUGGUUUGGUUUGGUAACAUUUGUGUAAAAACUAUUCAAGAAAUUAAUUUUUGGAAAUUCAUUUGCCUCCGUGAUUUUUUUAAAA
Camellia sinensis is the source of this 4018-nucleotide messenger RNA. The record is from RefSeq and is a predicted model, not a curated record. Lineage: Eukaryota; Viridiplantae; Streptophyta; Magnoliopsida; Ericales; Theaceae.